AUGGCAGGAGCCGCAGUAGCUUCACGCUGCAUCUUCUGCCAAAUCACCAGAAAAACAACCUCUACCACUCUCCUCCACACGGAUGACAAAGUGGUUGAUUUUCAAGACAUCAAACCCGUUGCUUUAAGGCAUUACUUGGUUAUUCCUGUGGAUCACUUCCCAACUGUUAAUGAUCUUCAAAGGAGACCAGAAGACUACACUUUGGUAAGUCACAUGUUUAAAGUGGGGAAAACACUGAUACAAAGAGCAUCUUAUUGUUCUUUUGGCAGAUUUGGCUUUCAUCAACCACCAUUUAACUCUGUCAACCAUCUUCACCUCCAUUGUUUUGCACUACCUUAUACACCCAGAUGGAAACAUAUAAAAUAUCUGUCCGUGGGAUCAUUUGGAUUUAUUGAAGCUGAAAAGUUUUUGGAAAAGGUUAAGCCUUUGCCUUACAAAUGUGAUUUGUAUUAUAAUUCGGGGUGA
Messenger RNA from Fragaria vesca subsp. vesca, 465 nucleotides. RefSeq names its product histidine triad nucleotide-binding protein 3-like. The coding region runs from base 1 to 465 and encodes 154 amino acids. The transcript is spliced from 6 exons. NCBI's taxonomy places the organism in Eukaryota, Viridiplantae, Streptophyta, Magnoliopsida, Rosales, Rosaceae. The record is from RefSeq and is a predicted model, not a curated record.